GGAUGGAUAUGGCAUUGCCGCCAAGAAUCCGCAAGCUCGAGGAGAGCGUCGUCAACCGGAUCGCGGCGGGCGAGGUGAUCCAGCGCCCUGCCUCGGCUCUCAAGGAGCUCCUGGAGAAUAGCCUGGACGCCGGCGCCACUGUCGUCUCGGUCAUCGUCAAGGAUGGGGGAUUGAAGCUCAUCCAGAUCACGGACAAUGGGCAUGGGAUCCGGUAUGAAGACCUUCCUAUACUCUGCGAGAGACACACCACCUCCAAAAUCACUGCCUUUGAGGAUUUGCAAAGGGUUAGCACACUGGGCUUCCGAGGGGAGGCUCUGGCGAGUAUGACUUUCGUAGCUCAUCUCACUGUUACUACAAUGACUGAAGGCCAAACUCAUGGAUACAGAGCCUCGUAUAAGGACGGAGCGAUGGAAGGCGAUCCUCGGCCUUGCGCUGCUGUGAAAGGAACCCAAAUAAUGGUGGAAAAUCUCUUUUACAAUGUCACAGCUAGAAGAAAGUCUUUCAAGAAUCCAAGUGACGAGUAUGCUCGCGUUGUUGACGUGAUCAGCAAAUACUCGAUCCAAAAUCCGAAAGUCGGAUUUUCGUGUAAGAAGUUUGGUGAUGCACGAGCAGACGUGCAAACUCCUGGCAACACGUCGGCGUUGGAAGCAAUUCGAGCAGUCUAUGGACCUGGGACCUCUCGAGAACUUAUCGAAAUCAAAACCUCCAAGAACGAUUCCUCGGACUCUUUUGAGAUGAACGGUUACAUUUCGAGUGCAAACUACAGUGCCAAGAGAACAACCAUGAUUCUGUUUAUAAACGAUCGUUUGGUGGACUGUGCUCCACUGAAGAGGGCAAUCGAGGUUGUGUAUGCGGCUGUUCUACCAAAGGCAUCAAAACCGUACAUUUACAUGUCUAUUCGCCUUCCUUCGGAGCAUGUUGAUGUCAAUGUUCAUCCAACAAAGAAAGAGGUGAGCUUUUUAAAUCAAGAGUCGCUUAUAGAAGCAAUCCAAACAGCAGUCGAACAAGAACUUUUGCAGUCUAACAAGUCUCGGACGUUUUAUGCUCAGACUUCGCUUGAAGCGGCAUUUCUGCCACAAGGACAGCCUAGGAGUCAAGCAGAGAAUAAAAGCUCUCAAAAGGCACCUGUUAAUAAGCUUGUGAGGACGGACUCGCAAAGCCCCGCCGGACGAAUGCAUGCUUUCCUUGCCAGUGGAGCGGAGCUUAAAAAUGAUUUAACAGCCAUGCGGCGAAUUGUAAGGCAACGACGGCACUCCAACGAUACUUCUGGCUCAUCUUCUGGCUCGUCUGCAGUCGAACGUAUGCUUGCCGCUGUCGAUACAGAGACACAUUCAGGCCUGCUCGAAAUCAUAAGGCACUCUACGUUUAUUGGAAUGGCGGACGAUGUCUUGGCGUUGAUCCAACAUAAGACGAGGCUUUAUCUUAUGAACUGCUUGACUCUGAGCAAAGAGUUGAUGUACCAACAGGCACUCGUCCGGCUUAGACGUCUAAAUGCACUCCGGCUCAGCAAUCCUGCGCCAGUGUAUGACUUAAUAGUCAUGGCUUUGGACGAGGAGGAACAGUGUGGGAACUAUCAUGCUACAGAUGGAUCUAAGGAUGGAAUAGCUCAGGUUUACUGUAACCAGAUUUUAAAGCGUGCUGAGUUUUUGCGAGAGUGUUUCUCGAUUGACAUUGACGAUAAUGGGAACGUUUGCACACUUCCCUUGAUCGUGGAGCAGCAUACGCCGGACAUGGACAGGCUCCCUCUUUUCGCCCUGCAUCUUUCGAAAAGCGUCGAUUGUGAUGUAGAGGACGAGUGCUUUGAAGCGGUAGCAAGGGCGCUUUCGGAGUUUUACGCUCUUCACCCUCCCUUGUUACCGAGACCUUCAACCAAUCCUCCGGGUAAGAGCUAUGAAAACUGUUAUCCUUUGUCACAGCUGUGCGCAGAAAGUAAUGAAACCGAAAUGGACGAAGAUGUCGGUUUGGAAGCAGAAAGCAAAUGGUCCCAGAGAGACUGGACGAUUCAGCAUGUACUCUUUCCAGCCAUGAAGCUGUUGCUAAAACCACCGGUAAGGAUGGCGACUGACGGUACUGCACUCCAGGUCGCGUGUCUAGAAAAUCUGUACAAAAUUUUCGAGAGGUGCUAAGGUAAACUAAGUAAGAGGUUUAGAAGUUGGUCAGGGGUUCCCAGCAUCUGUUUCAGUGAACAUCUAAAUUUUGGUUUGAUUGUACUUGUGUAGUUGUCGUUUUUCCAAACAAAAACUGAUACUUCCCAUAA
This is a messenger RNA of Selaginella moellendorffii, 2257 nucleotides long. RefSeq names its product DNA mismatch repair protein MLH1. Gene Ontology annotation, cellular component: MutLalpha complex. The record is from RefSeq and is a predicted model, not a curated record. Gene Ontology annotation, molecular function: mismatched DNA binding; ATP-dependent DNA damage sensor activity; ATP binding. Gene Ontology annotation, biological process: mismatch repair. Lineage: Eukaryota; Viridiplantae; Streptophyta; Lycopodiopsida; Selaginellales; Selaginellaceae.